AUGGUUGCUAAUUUUAUGAUUCGAACGUUAACUGCAUCAAUCACAGACCAUAAAAGUACCCAAAUUCGAUUGGGUUCUCUGCUGCAACACAAACACAAUGCUUUUCUUUUAUUCUUCAAUUCCUUCACUUCAAGCACCUCUACUGCUUCUGAAUCAGAAGGAAACCACCACAAAGGUGACGCAUUUACCGUGUCUUACCUCAUCAACUCGUGUGGGGUAUCCCCAACACUGGCCAGAAAACUCUCCCACAGGGUCAAUUUGAAAACCCCAGAUGGCCCAAAUGCUGUGAUUGAUCUUCUCAGCAACUAUGGGUUCUCCAAGUCCCAGCUUGCAAAACUUGUGGAGAUUCAUCCCACAUUGCUUUCUACAAAUGCUGAGAAUACCCUUUUGCCUAAACUCAAGUUCUUCCGUUCUAUUGGGGUUUCGGACACUGACAUGCCUAAGAUCCUAAUUGCUAGCCGUCUUAUGUUGUUCAGAAGCUUGGAAAAAUGUCUCAUUCCACGUUAUGAGAUACUAAGGAGUGUUCUUCGUGACGAUGGGGAAGUUGUUAGGGCUUUGAAAAAUGCCCCAUUUGGUUUUAUAUAUAGUGGCAUCACGAAACACAUGGUUCCGAACGUUGUGGUUCUGAGGCAAUGUGGUGUGCCCCAAGCUUCCAUCUCUUACCUGAUGAUGUAUGCUGGGACUCUAGCCUACCGGGAUCAUUCCAAAUUUGUGGAAGCUGUUAACACUGCCAAGGAAUUUGGGUUUAAUCCUUUGAGAACAAAUUUUAUUGUGGCUAUUGGAAUGCUUGUAACUAAGAGCAAAGAAGUGUGGGAAUCAAGGUUUGAGAUUUAUCAGAGGUGUGGAUGGAACCGCGAAAUGGCCCUUCGAGCAUUUAGAAAGUUUCCCAGUUUAAUGAAUUUUUCAGAGGCGACAUUUACUGGAAAGAUGAGUUUCCUAGUAAAGGAUAUGGGUUGGCCACCAGCAGCUAUUGCUGAAUAUCCUCAAGUUGUAGCGUACAACCUGGAGAAGAGGAUAAUACCUAGAUUCUCGGUAAUAAAAAUCUUGAAAUCAAAAGGUCUUCUUCAGAACAUGCACCUUAGUUCCAUUAUUUGCACAACUGAGGAAAAAUUCUUGAAGAAAUUUGUCAUCAAUUUUCAGAAAGCUUUGCCCCUCUUACCAGAUGUCUACACAGGUGUGAUCAAUCAUUCAAAUGUAAUGUAG
Sphenostylis stenocarpa is the source of this 1203-nucleotide messenger RNA. The record is from the annotation of a GenBank genome assembly. NCBI's taxonomy places the organism in Eukaryota, Viridiplantae, Streptophyta, Magnoliopsida, Fabales, Fabaceae.